AUGGACAGCGGGCCACCAGUACUGGACGCGCUGUCCAAGUUGGAGCUCUCCAUGAGACCGCAAUCCGUGCCGUCGUGGCUAAGCAGUGACACGAAUCACGCCCCCAAAGUCACAGCACUCGGUCCAAGAACGUCUAGCGUCGAGUUGGUUGAUCAAACAUCAGUGCACGGAGUUGCUGGAACCAAUAUUGGAGGUGGCAAUGGUACUACGCACGGAGGCUCUCCACUCAAAGACAAAGCUGGACCCCUGGCACCCAGCCCUUCAGCCGUUCGGCCUCGCGCGCCAAUCGGUGUGCACAAAGACGCAAUUGGCUCUGGUGACAAAGAUUUCCUGCCGAAGGAAUCAGAAUCUCCGAAACGAUCAAGGCAACGGGUUCGGCAGCAAGCAGCUGAAUCUAAAAGCAGGCGAGUCAAACAAUCGCUUGUGGAGUCCUUGCGGUCUCUGGAGUUCUUUGACAAAACAAAUCGAAGCCGUGAAUUAUCCACUAAAAUGUCGGUCAUGCGCCCCUAUGCAGACCCCGAAGACAACGUGCACUUUGUCAAUAUUGAUGACAAAUUGGAUGAAGGAGACGACGGCAAAACACUUGUAGAUGACGAAGUAUACGACAGCGAGAGUCACAAUUCCCGAGAUACCGUUGAGAAUCGAGCGUUAAAGUACCUCGCAAAAUCUGCCGAUUCCAAAUUAUCUCCAGAGCCACCACAAGUUUUCCAAAUUCCUGAAUUGCCUCAUGGACAGAAUCUUGUCAUCAACAUCCUCUCGACGUGGGGAGAUCCGUUCUAUGUGGGGCUCAUGGGUAUCGAGAUAUUUGAUCACACAGGCCACGCUGUCUAUCUCUCUGAUGUUGAUAAACAAUUAUCAGCAGAUCCCCCCGAUCUAAAUAUCCAAGAUCACGAUCGUUUAGAUCCUCGAACUGUCGAUAAGCUCGUGGACAAACAUUAUUUCACCUGUGAUGAACUGCACGCGUGGCUUGCGCCGUUUUCUCGUGGACAGAAUCACUUUAUUUAUAUGGAUUUUGACUAUCCAUUAUCCAUCUCGAUGCUACGUAUUUGGAAUUAUAAUGCCACUCGAAUCCACUCAUACCGCGGUGCUCGGUACGUGGAGGUUUCUCUAGACGGCAAGUCUAUCUUCAAGGGGGAAAUCCGUCGUGCACCGGGUAGUGUCAUUGAAGAUAUCGACGAUUGUAACGAGUGCAUUCUAUUCACCAUGAACCAGUCGAUCUUGCAACUCAUCGAAAAAUACGAGAAGCGUAAUGAAAAACUGGUCGAUAACGAGCCAUCGGUAGCAACUACAGAACACCAGUCUUCAAAGGAUGCUGCGUUGAGCAACGGCCUUCCGAUCGGUGCUGAUCCACGUCUCCUUGAGAGACCAAACACUGGUAAUAAGACGUCUCGCGCCGCAGCCAGAGGGGGUGGCCAUAUUGUCUGCUCGUCUGAAACAGGGGCGAUUAAUUCCGUCUUCUCACCAAUCACCUCCCCGCUGCCAAUAAUGGUGGGUGGGGCAACGACAGAACGGCCGUUGUGCUGUAAAACGAUCGAGUUAAUCCUCGAAGCGAACUGGGGAGACCCAUACGAGAUUGGCCUUGCAGGUCUUGAAUUUCUCGAUUCCAGUUAUGUUCCUCUGUCAAUAUCGUUGGAUAGCGUGACAAUCUCGGCUCCGAUCGCUGAGGAUCGAAUGAAGAAACUCCUAACGACACACGGUGCACGACAUCUCGCGGUUGAUCCAGAAGAAAUGUGGACGGCUCCGCUUCGAGAAGUACUCGCACUUCCUCUGGAGCGCAGAGCAAUCACAAUAACUUUUUCUGAAAAAGUGAGUCUUCGAGCGCUGAAAAUCUGGAAUUACAAUACAACUCUGGAGGGGUCCUUUAAAGGUACCAAGCAGGUUUCAGUGCGAAUUGACGGUGUACAUCACACGCGCGUAUCGUUACGGAAGGCACCGGGCAAUCUAAUGGACUUCGACUUUGGUCAGUUCUUAUAUUUACAAGCUGAAUGCACAAGACCAUCGUCACCUCGAUUAAUCCGGAAAAAGAGCGCGAUGAAGCCUAUAGCAGAAGUUUUCCAGCAGUACCAGACGCCUCUGUUCCCCACCGGAUAUAUCAUAAAAUUCGUCUUCUCGUCUACUUGGGGCGACACGUUCUACCUGGGUCUCAAUGGCGUGGAGUUAUUCGACCGUGACAACCAGCUUAUUCCUCUCUACAGCGAGAUUGUCGACGCGCAACCACGUGAUAUCAAUGUACUAAAAGAACCAGGAGCCACACACGACGUCCGGACGUUGGACAAACUCUACGAUGGUGUCAACAACACUUACGACGAUCGACACAUGUGGCUAGCUCCUCACACGCCAUCGCAUCCGAAUAAACUCGUGCUUUUCUUCAAUGAACCCAUGACUAUUUCCAAAAUCCGACUGUGGAACUACAGCAAGACACCUACCCGUGGUGUUCGUGAGUUUGAGGUGUUUCUCGACGACGUGUUGAUCUACCAUGGGAUCCUGAAACAAGCGCCACCUCUGACGCUACCGAGCGGAGAUGGCACCUCCAACGAAGCAAUGGACCCUUUUACUCAUUCAUUGGAUAACCGACGACUGCGUAAGAAGUGGCACGAUCAAGCUGAGGCCGCCGCCAAUGCAGGUAACAUGACACAAACGCUACUAUUCACGGACGAUCUCGAGGUGAUUGAGGCUGAAGCUAACAACAUCUAUAUGCCGCAAGACGAGCUCGAGACCAGCGUUACUUUCUAUGACAAUAGCCAAGUGUUGUCUCUAUCAGAUCUGCCAGGACACGACACCAUCAUGCGGCCGACCACCAGCGCAGGCUGGUAG
Messenger RNA from Phytophthora infestans T30-4, 2814 nucleotides. RefSeq lists its product as uncharacterized. NCBI's taxonomy places the organism in Eukaryota, Oomycota, Peronosporomycetes, Peronosporales, Peronosporaceae. The coding region runs from base 1 to 2814 and encodes 937 amino acids. The transcript has 6 exons. The record is from RefSeq and is a predicted model, not a curated record.